Molossus molossus (Pallas's mastiff bat) is the source of this 1706-nucleotide messenger RNA. RefSeq names its product inositol hexakisphosphate kinase 3 (gene IP6K3). The transcript is spliced from 6 exons. The record is from RefSeq and is a predicted model, not a curated record. Lineage: Eukaryota; Metazoa; Chordata; Mammalia; Chiroptera; Molossidae. Bases 246 to 1475 code for a protein of 409 amino acids. Gene Ontology annotation, molecular function: inositol hexakisphosphate kinase activity. Gene Ontology annotation, cellular component: cytoplasm; nucleus. Gene Ontology annotation, biological process: phosphatidylinositol phosphate biosynthetic process; inositol phosphate biosynthetic process.
CAGUGGACGGCCACGUCUCACGGGGACCCUGGGAAGGCCUCUGCCCAACGCCUGUCGCCAGUGGGCACCGAGAGAAGAUCACUUCCCGCUGGACCCUCCCUGGCACAGUCCUGAGGAGGAGGCCUGGGCCUGCGAGAGCCCACAGGAUGAAAGCGAUGCUAUGACGACGACAAAGGCGCAGGGGAUAGCUGAGGGCCUCUGACGACCCUGCCUUGUGCCCUGGAGCUGCUCCUUCUGCCUCGGACAUGGUUGUCCAGGACAGUGCGGACGCCGGGGGCGCCCGGGGGGGCGUGCAGCUGGAGCCCUUCCUGCACCAGGUGGGGGGGCACCUGAGUGUGAUGAAGUACGACGAGGACACCGUGUGCAAGCCCCUCGUCUCCCAGGAGCAGAAGUUCUACGAGUCCCUGCCCCUGGUCAUGAAGCGGUUCACCCCGCAGUACAGAGGCACCAUCACGGUUCACCUACGGAAAGACAGCCUGGGCCAUCUCAGCCUGGUCGCCAGUCCACUGCAGGAGAACCGGGGGCCCUUCGUGGUGUCGGCGGGGGCGGCGGGGGCGCCAUGGCAGCAGCCCCAGCAGACCAGCCAGGGCAGUGGCGGGGCGGGCCCCCUCUCCAGGCGGCAGCACGCCCAGCUGGCACCCCGGCUCGAGGAGAGCCCAGCCACCGAGCUCCUGAGGGCCGAGGCCCGCCUCAGCACCUACGCCUCCUCCGCGGCGGAAGAUGCUGACAGGAACCAGGCGGAGCCGAGGCGCUUGAACCCGUGGGCCCUGCGCUGCCACCAGGCCCACAUGACUCGCCUCUGCACCGAGCACCCGCAGCGCAAGCCGCACAGGUUCCUGCUGUUGGAGAACGUCGUGUCACAGUACACACACCCCUGCGUCCUGGACCUGAAGAUGGGGACCCGGCAGCACGGGGACGACGCCUCCGAGGAGAAGAAGGCCCGCCACAUGACGAAGUGUGCGCACAGCACCUCGGCCUGCCUGGGCGUGCGCAUCUGCGGCAUGCAGGUUUAUCAAACCGAUAAGAAGCACUUUCUCUGCAAAGACAAGUACUAUGGAAGGAAACUCUCCGUCGAGGGCUUCAGACAAGCCCUGCAUCAGUUCCUGCACGAUGGGACCCGCCUCCGGACGGAGCUGCUGGGGCCCAUCCAGGGCCAGCUCCGGGCCCUCCUCUCUGUCAUCAGGAGCCAGAGCUCCUAUCGCUUCUUCUCCAGCUCUCUCCUCAUCAUCUACGAUGGGCAGGAGCCGCCGGAAAGAGCCCUGGGCGGCCUGCGCCCUCAGGAGGCGCCACAGAGGGUGCCUGGCAGCUGUCCCGCAGGUCUCCCCAAGGUUGACAUCCGGAUGAUCGACUUCGCUCACACGACAUACAGGGGCUCCUGGAACGAGCACAGGACCUACGACGGACCAGACUCGGGCUACAUUUUAGGCCUGGAAAACCUCAUCCAGAUCCUGCAGGACAUCCAGGAGGGACAGUGACACUUGUCACGAGACAAGCCGGCCACCCAGUUUUCUGGAGUUGAGAUCUCAAAGGGACCUACUGGUAGUGAGGGUAGUUUAGACACCCCUUACAUGUCUUUGUCAUAACCAUAUUGACGUUCAAAAGCCAUCACUAUACAUGGCAGGCUCUGUCAAGAGCUGCUGAAGAAAUCGGCUCUGGAGAGACCCGGCACACCGGGCGUCCCGUGCUGAUGCUGGUUGCCAAGCCUG